Messenger RNA from Carassius auratus (goldfish), 2401 nucleotides. Its product is annotated as ras-related protein Rab-18-B-like. The record is from RefSeq and is a predicted model, not a curated record. Gene Ontology annotation, molecular function: GTP binding; GTPase activity. Lineage: Eukaryota; Metazoa; Chordata; Actinopteri; Cypriniformes; Cyprinidae. The transcript has 7 exons. Bases 133 to 750 code for a protein of 205 amino acids.
UAUCACCUUCUAAACGUUUUACCGAAGAAGAGAGUAACGUUUGGCCCUCAAAUAAUAGUUUUGCUUUUCCAUUUGAUAUAUUUUUAUUUAUAUCGACAGUAUUAUUGCUCAUAGUGGCUUCUUCCGGAAAAUAUGACUGAGGAUAUUUUGACCACUCUGAAAAUACUGAUCAUCGGAGAAAGUGGAGUGGGCAAAUCCAGUCUUCUUUUGAGAUUUACAGAUGAUACAUUUGAUCCAGAAAUUGGUGCAACAAUUGGUGUAGAUUUCAAGGUGAAAACCCUUGCUGUGGAUGGAAACCGAGCAAAGCUUGCAAUCUGGGACACAGCAGGUCAGGAACGUUUUCGAACUUUAACACCCAGUUACUACAGAGGUGCUCAGGGUGUCAUUCUGGUGUAUGACGUCACUAGGCGAGAGACGUUUGCGAAGCUGGAUAACUGGUUGAAUGAGCUGGAUACAUACUGUACAAGAAAUGAUCUGGUCAAAAUGCUGGUGGGAAACAAAAUUGAUAAGGAAGACCGUGUGCUUGAGCGAGAAGAGGGUCUGAAGUUCGCUAGAAAACAUUCCAUGCUUUUCAUAGAGGCCAGUGCCAAGACAAGGGAUGGUGUUCAGUGUGCAUUUGAGGAGCUGGUGGAGAAAAUCCUGCAAACUCCAGGCUUGUGGGAGAGCGUGCACAAAACAAGAGGAGUUGCCCUGUCUGAACUCCCUGAGACUGGUCAAGGAGGCUGUGGGGCGUAUUGCUCACUUCUCUAACACAAUUUUUUUUACACAGUUCAGGUUAGAUUAGUUAGUGCUAAUGUAUGCAGGAUAUGUAUACUUUUUUGGCCUAUGUAUCUGUGCAAGCACACAAGCAAAAUUCAAGAACACUCAUGCCUAAAUCAUUAAUCAUUUAACUGGUCCAGUACAUACAAUAUUAGGAUGAUUGCUGAAAAAGAGAUAAGGCUUAGGUUGGGGAACUUUUUAGAAAUUUUUAGAAUUUCACAUUCUAAAAAUUCACAUUUUUUUUUAAUGAAAUACAUUUAAAGAGCUCUAUUGAAGUCAAGCAUUUAUGUUUGGUAGGUGGAUAAAAAAGCUGAAUUGCUCCAUUAUACCUCAGAUAAGUUCGCUUCUCAGUUUGUAUAUUUCUCUUAGUGUUUUAUUUUGUUUUGUCCCAGUGCCUGUGUUUCUUAUUUAGGGAGAGGUAAACAUUCAUCAGUCUAACUCGACCUUUCAAACUGCUGGAAUGAGACCUCAGUAGAACACAGAUUUCCAUCAGCAUGCCCUCGCUUGAUGUCUGCAACGUGCGGAACUCCGUUCUUUCUUUAUCUGUCCAUCUUUGGAUCCCACUUUUUCCUACCGUCAGUCACUUGUUAACUCUCUUUCCUCUCUCUCACUACAUGUAUCUGUCUUCAAUUCAGCUCUGUCCCUCUCUACAGAAUAAUAGACUUAUCAAGAUGUUGGAUCUGUUUUACUAUAUUUAUUGACAUGGGCCGCCCACAUAAAAACAUGGUUUUGAAAGGUUUAUAAAUCAAACAGAUUGGCACAAUGCGUCUCUGUUAUAAAUAUAAAAGAAGGUAAAAAAAAAAAAAAAACGGAAUAACAAGGAAUAGAUUAACAAGAAAAGCUUAAUCUCUUGGUUUUGGGUGGGAAAUUUUCACCUGCAGACUCAUGGACACAGUAAAACUUACUGUCUUGAUAUGACUGUCUAUCUUAGAGAAAGGAUGUUUUUAAAAAAAAAACUUAUAGACUAUAGAUGGCUGGUUUUCACACACAGAGAAAUGGAACAAAAGAAAAAAAGUAGAAAUAGUAAUAAAAAAUAAAUCUAUGACACUAAACAGCAAUGCCAAAUGAAUAUUUCCAUUCUUCUGGUUUAAUCUGGACUAUUUAUACUGUUAUGUUUGAUUUAGAGAAUCAUCCAAGGGAUGAUUCUCAUUGCUUAAUAACUGUGUGGUAAAAACCUCAGAUACAGCAGUUUCAGAAAGUGUGUGGCACAUGCGGAAGGAAACGCUGGGCUAUAUGCACACCCACAGCCAAUUGACUUAUUUUGAGCAUUUAUGUGUUCCUUUUCACCUGUUUUGAAAAUGUGAAUUAUUGAGCAAUUAUAAAUUUGUUAUGUAGUUUCCAGUAGCAUGCAGUGAAAUCUUCUGUGCUUUUUAUGGCAAUUAUAUAUGUAAUGGUAUAUGCUUUGUCUAUUCACUACAUAUCAAAAUCAUCCCAUAUGAGGUAGUUAAUCACUAUUGAUCUGAGGACUCUAACUAAUUUUGGUUUGUAAUCCCUAAAUAAUCCUAAUUCUCUAUUUUAUUGAUAUUUGCAUGCAGGUUAUUGCUAUUUGUUUUUGUGCAAUAUUGCACACUGUUAUUGCACAGUAAUUACUCUAUGUAAAUAUUUGCUGAUGAUAAUGGUCAUAAAUACAUUGUAAUGUUGA